This is a messenger RNA of Schistosoma spindalis, 1143 nucleotides long. Lineage: Eukaryota; Metazoa; Platyhelminthes; Trematoda; Strigeidida; Schistosomatidae. The record is from the annotation of a GenBank genome assembly.
AUGUCUGAAUAUUAUGAAGGUGAUAAUUCAUGUGUACGUUGUCUACGUAGUUCACCGAUUGCAUCUUUAGUUGGUUUCAUUAUUGUAUUAUUGGGCGGUGGCGCUUUUGGUGGAGCUAUCAUUUUUGCGAGACGUUAUUUAAUUACACUUUUAAAUGCUCCUAAUCUAUUCCCUUACUUGGACUAUGCUAUCUAUGGUUUAGUCGGAGCAAUAGGAUUAUUUUCACUGUUAGCCUACUUACUAUGUGCUCUGUCUUCCGGUUGGAAUGCGAAACACUACUUUGAAAGUAGCCGAAAAGCAUGCUGCGGAAGAUGCUGUAAUAUGACGCUUAUCAUACUUUUAGUAACGGCUGUCAUAUUGUGGUCAGCUAUUGCAUGCCUAGUUAGUUACCCAGUCGUCAGUAUUGCACUCUUGUUAUAUCGAAAUGAAGGACCUAGUCGUUUAAGACUAGCCUCUGUCGGACAAAUGACUUCAGCUUACCAUGAUGGUCAAGUGAAUUUUCUUAGUCCAAGCAGUAGUUAUACACGUGAAAUGUUCAAUUCCAAUAGGAAAAUGGUAAAACGACGUGAUACAGAAGAAUGGUUUCCUAAUCAUCCUAGUGAUUUUGAUGCAGUUGAAAGUACUAUUGCCAUACCGGAUGAUAUUCAAGAAAACCUUCAAACAGACCCAUCUAAUUUAAGUAGAGACCUAACAGCUACGGUGACAAGUCCAAAAAUGGUCGACCAGCCACCACCGGUGAUAAGUUCAUUUGCUGAUGAUAAUUUAUCAUCAUCGUCAAUACCAUCGAAAUUGUCUUUAAAACCCUUGUCAAAAAAAAUUGUAAAACAAGUAAUGAAUGAUGCUCUUAGUAUUCCAGAAUCUAUCAAAUUGUUUCAUCAAUGUAGUCAAGAGACAUUUGAUUUAUCUUAUUACGGUCUAUACGAUGCCAAUGGUUUACCGAUACACAUUGCACGAGCUAAUUUCUCUGAAAGAACAUAUGACAUUUUAGUCUGUGUAAUUCUCGCUAUCGCUGGUAUAUUCCUAUUACUGUUCGGUUAUAUACAAAUAAUUAUUUGUACCGCUAUGAAUUAUGCUCGAAUGCAAGAGGCUAGAUAUUAUGAAACAUCUGAUGUUGGUGAAGAAGGUGUUGCAUUACAACAAUAA